Molecule: messenger RNA, 2833 nt
Organism: Schistocerca gregaria
Lineage: Eukaryota; Metazoa; Arthropoda; Insecta; Orthoptera; Acrididae
Gene: net
Product: transcription factor ATOH8
Exons: 5
Coding region: 204-1385 (393 amino acids)
Molecular function (GO): DNA-binding transcription factor activity; protein dimerization activity
Source: RefSeq, a predicted model, not a curated record
CGGCUCACGCCGCAGCGCCCACCGCCGCACACCACUGCCACCUCCGCCGCUGACCGCCAACACGACGCCGCCCGCCACGCCAGGUAAGAAGAAACCGCGUAAACCACUUCCAGAACAGCGUGGGUUGUUGAUUCGGUUGGAAGUGAUCGCUGUCGAAGACCGACUGGCCUGGCCGCUCUUCAUAAUAUGUAGCCGUCACGCCGAUGGCAUUUGUCAGUGAGAUGUCUGCGGCGUCGGCGUCGCCCCCGGCGCUGGCCCCCGGAGCGGGGCGGCGUCGCAAGAGCUGCGCAGCCCGCGAGGGCGACGCGUCGCCCGCCGGCAAGCGCGCCCGCCACUUCCGGCCGUGGCGCGCCACGCCGCACCACGCCUCCGAGCCCGCUGCCGCAGCCUCCGCCGCCCCCGCCGCCCACGAGCACGACCGGCUGCCGCCGUCGCCACCCCCCACCUCCGGCGAAAGCCGCCUGUCGUCGCCGCCGCCGCGCUGCGACCUCACGCCGCCCACGUCCAGCGCGUCGCCCACGCCGCCGCCGCCCCCCGCCAAGCCUGACUCGCCCGCCCACUGCUCCAGGCUGGGGGCCGCACAGACGCCUCCGCCGGCCGCCCUCGCUUCCUUGCAGGACGCCGACUCCCGCCAUCAGAUCACGCCGCCCACGGCGCCGCCCAUCCUGCUCAGGCUACCUCACACGCUGACACCUCCCGACGGCGCGGACGGCCCGUCGCUGAGGCAUUCACCGCCGCCUUUGCCGCCUCCGCCCACGCUGGCGCCGCCCCCGCAGCUGCUGCUGAGAGUGCCGCCCACGCACCCGUACACGGCGCUGGAGCUGCGGCCGGCGCCGCCACUGCCGCUGCCGCCGCUGGGCGCCGCCCCGCCGCCCCCGCAGCCGCGGUUCGCGCCGCCCAGUCCCGGCCCGUCUGCCGCCGCCGGCCGGGCGCCCGACCCGCUGCAGAGCGAGCCGCUGUCGCUGGUGCUGCGCCACCAGGCGGAGCCGCCGCCCCCGCGCGACUCGGCGCCGCCCCCACCCACGCUAGACCCGGCGCCCCAGCCCUCGCAGCAGCAGCAGCAGCAGCAGCAGGCACCGCGCAACUACAAGAACAUGACGCGCGAGCGGCGCAUCGAGGCGAACGCCCGCGAGCGCACGCGCGUGCACACGAUCAGCGCGGCGUUCGACACGCUGCGGCGCGCCGUGCCGUCGUACGCGCAUGCGCAGAAGCUGAGCAAGCUGUCGGUGCUGCGCAUCGCGUCCGCCUACAUCGCGACGCUGGCGCGCCUCGCCGGCUACGACUACAGCCGCGACGGCAGCCGGCCCGGCCUGGCCGAGUGCGUGGACCAGGUGUCUCGCACCAUCCAGACCGAGGGUCGCCUGCGCCGCAAGAAGGACGACUGACGCCGGCCGCCCCCGCCCCCCACCUCUAGUCACGACGCUGCUGCGGCGCACCCCUCCGGCGAGCGUACGCCCUAGCCGCCGGACCUCUCAAAGCUGGGGAGUACCAGUUCCUAGGCGGCAACUCCCACCCUGCAAUACCUUCCUUCACACCUGCUGCACAACCGUUCCUUAACAAAAAAAACGAGUCGAACCGUCUCUUCUGGGUUGUGAAUUCGCCAGAGAAGCUGGCUCGCCAGAAAGCAAUCGUCGUCAACCUACUACUUAAGGGAACACCUUGAGGUAACGGUCGCAUCACGAGAAGUGCUUUCACAAAUGCUGUAGGACCAUUUGGCAAUAAUACUGCGGUACCAGUACGUGCCUCAAGAGGAGACGUCUAAUUACUGGCCUGACAGUGCUCAGCGUGCAGUACUUUAGCUCCACAUAGAAAUAUGUGACAAGCUCGGCAGCAGUCGACAUAUGAAAAAUAGCGACAACAGUACAGAAAGGAGAGGACCAGGGUCUAUCAAGAUGGUCAUGAAAUGCUUGAGAGGCAAUGUCAGUUGCCACAACAGACGCCAUCGCACAAGAAACUUUUCUGCAGCCUCGCAGACAACAUCUGAUUAGGCCACAUCAAAGUUUAUAACUGAAUUUCAUGUAUGUACAGCUUGUAAGAAACUGUCUUCAUCGUUCAUCAUCUAGUAAUGGGAUGCACCAGGUGUAUUCGUAAUUUUCUGAUGAAAACUUCAGAUCUUCUUCUAGUCAUAAUUCUACGAUAGAACACCUCAAUUUUUCCCCAGACAGUGAUACCAGAUAUGGACGUUUAUGACGACGCAGCUUGUUUACAGAAUUGAUUACAGCCUGUUGGGACCCAAACAGCGCAGUCUCUGCUCUCUACAACUCAGUUAAUCUGCAUAUUCUCAUUACGACAGGCUGUGCAACAGUAGUCCACUGGUGACGUCAGCCUUACUGUUGAAGACCUUAGUGACAAGUUCACGCCUCGCAAGAAAAUACUAUACAUUUAACUUCGUAACGGACAGGUGUCCUCAAAUGAAGACAAUUGGAGGCAGUUAAGAAUAUGGAUACAUUUUCUGAUUGUCUGAUCGCAAACGACGUGAAUACUGAAUUACGCAUAUGAAGACUUGGGUCAGUCCACAAGAUCAGCACUGAUCAACUCGUGCACUUGUUCUUCUGGAGUCCUGACUGCCUCAGACGGCGUCGUCCUAUCUUACAACCAACUUUCCGGUGAAGACUAAUACUUUAUAAAGUUAUUUCGAAAUAAAAAAAAGGGAUAUGUGCGUUGAAGAGAGAGCAAUAUUCCCACGUUACAGAUUUUAUUCCAAAUAAUAACAGACGUCUCCAUAGAUACAACAUAUGAAGCGUAACAUAUCUUAAGAGAAAAGAUGCCAGAUAGUGAAUCACACGAAGUGGUCUGCAACAGUAGAAAUGUGUGAAACAUGUAGAUCUAAGAA